Capronia coronata CBS 617.96 is the source of this 3108-nucleotide messenger RNA. RefSeq lists its product as uncharacterized. Gene Ontology annotation, cellular component: cytosol; nucleus; glycerol-3-phosphate dehydrogenase (FAD) complex. The record is from RefSeq and is a predicted model, not a curated record. Gene Ontology annotation, molecular function: NAD binding; glycerol-3-phosphate dehydrogenase [NAD(P)+] activity; ubiquitin-like modifier activating enzyme activity. Gene Ontology annotation, biological process: carbohydrate metabolic process; glycerol-3-phosphate catabolic process. The transcript has 3 exons. The coding region runs from base 1 to 3108 and encodes 1035 amino acids. NCBI's taxonomy places the organism in Eukaryota, Fungi, Ascomycota, Eurotiomycetes, Chaetothyriales, Herpotrichiellaceae.
AUGGACGGGCUCCGAGCCAAAAUGUCUUCUCUGACGCCGUUCACAAAGAAGCACAAGGUUACAGUCAUUGGAUCUGGCAAUUGGGGCUCGACCAUUGCGAAACUCGUCGCAGAAAACACUGCUGAGCACCCCGAACUCUUCGAGCGAGAUGUCCAGAUGUGGGUGUACGAAGAGGAGGUUCAGCUUGACAAGAAAUCAAAGCACUAUGACGAAUCUUCAGAGCUCAGCAAAGGACCACAAAAUCUCACCAAGCUCAUAAACACCUUUCACGAGAACGUCAAAUAUCUUCCCGGCAUUGCUCUCCCCUACAAUGUCAUUGCCAACCCUUCCCUCACCGAUGCAGUCAAAAACUCCUCCGUCCUCAUUUUCAAUCUCCCUCACCAGUUCAUUCUCAAUCUUUGCAAACAACUUCGAGGUCAUAUCCUCCCCUUUGCGCGGGGUAUCUCCUGUAUCAAAGGAGUCAAUGUUCACGAGGCCUCCAUCAGCCUGUUUUCCGAGACAAUCGGCGAAGAGUUGGGGAUUUACUGCGGUGCCUUGUCAGGUGCCAACAUUGCCAACGAGGUCGCCCAAGAAAAGUUUUCCGAAACCACCAUUGCUUACGACCCGCCGCCCAUGGAUUCACAGGCUCCCACACCGGCGACCUCUCAAGGCUCUAGUCCAGUCUCCAGCCAUGUGGAUCUGACGAAAUUGGUUCAUAAGGAUGUCUCGGGACGACCUUCCAAGGUUACACUUCGACCGCUUCCGUCUGAAUAUUACCCUUUUGAUCAUGUCACCAUCAAGAAACUCUUUCACCGAAAAUACUUCCACGUUCGAGUUGUCUCCGAUGUUGCUGGAGUUUCUCUGGGCGGCGCUUUGAAGAACAUCGUAGCUGUGGCUGCUGGCUGGGUUGAUGGUCUGGGAUGGGGUGACAAUGCCAAAGCAGCCGUGAUGAGAGUAGGAUUACUGGAGAUGCGAGAGUUCGGAAACAGAUUCUUCCCUAAUACCGUCCACCCGGAUACUUUUACCGUUGAGUCCGCCGGAGUUGCAGAUUUGAUCACAACUUGCUCUGGUGGCCGAAAUCACAAGUGCGCCAUGCUCAGCAUUCGAGAAGGAAAAUCCAUUGAGGAAAUUGAAGCCAGAGAGCUGAACGGACAAAAGCUUCAAGGAGCUUUGACGGCGGUUGAGGUCCACACGUUCUUGAAAAGUCUAGGCAUGGAGAAGGACUUUCCUCUUUUCACGGCGGUGUACAACAUUCUCAAGGGGAAUGAGAAGGCGGAGAAACUGCCAGACUUGAUCGACAACAACGAGGCAACCGACACAUCUGCUUCGAAGCCAACGCAGUCUUCAUCCCUUCCCAUUCCGCCGCAAUCCACAUCAUCAACAAACCCCGAACAGCAGACGGUAGCCGGGACGCAGCCACACUGUCCUACGACUUCUCCACUUGGGGACAACGAAAGACAGUCAAACACCACGACAUCGCGGUCUCCCCUUGAGCCAGCCCCGCCCCUCGCAUCGAGCAGAUACAACCGACAACUUCUCCUACCACAGCUCCGGCUGCGAGGGCAAGAACGCUUGUUAAACUCCAAGGUGCUGAUCAUCGGGCUUGGGGGCCUCGGAUCUCCGGCGUCGCUGUAUUUGGCGGGCGCGGGCGUCGGGACUCUGGGCCUGAUGGACGGCGAUACGGUGGAGCUAGGCAACCUGCACCGGCAGAUCGCACACACAGAAUCAGCGGCACGAGAAGGUCUGUCGAAAGUACGCUCCGCCGCGGCGCGGUGCAAGGCACUCAAUUCCGAGAUCCGCUACGUGCUGCACGAAGAGCGCGCCAGCGCAGACAACAUCCUCGGUGCCAUUGCGCAGUAUAAUGUCGUUCUCGACUGCACGGAUAAUCCCGCAACGCGGUAUCUGAUCUCAGAUGCGUGCGUACUCCUGGGCAAGGUCUUGGUCAGCGGUGCGGCCCAGAGGGGCGAAGGGAUGCUCGUGGUCUUGAACUCACCACCGUCUCCUCUGUCCGCCGACGGUGGACAAGGAGGUCAAGACAAGGGUCCCUGCUACAGAUGCGUAUUUCCACGUCCGCCGCCGCCAGAAAUGGUGCGUGGAUGUAGCGAGAUCGGGAUUCUAGGACCCGUAGUUGGCUUGAUCGGGACCAUGAUGGCCGGCGAGGCGAUCAAAAUCAUUGCCGCUGGAGGACAUCUUCCUCCUUCUCCCACAACUACUCCAGAGGCUGAGGCUGAGGCUGAGGCUGAACGGCUGAACAACGGUUCGUCCCUGUCUUCACCUGCAUCCUCACAAACGGAUCAAAUGCGGAAGCCAGCCCAGAAACAACAUCAGCAUACCAUGCUCCUCUACAAUACCUACGCCGCCGAUCCGCGGGGGAUGUUCCGUACGAUAGGGCUGCGAGGUCGAAGAAAAGACUGUCUCGCGUGCGGGGAUGACGAUGCUUUAGCACAAAAGGGGCUGAGUCGGAUCACAGCAGACACGAUCAGCCAGGGCCGUCUGGACUAUCAGGCCUUCUGUGGCGUAUUCGAGGAUGUCAACUUACUAGACGAUGAAAGGAGGGUCGGUGCCAAAGAGUUUCUGGAAACGCUGACAACACCCAGCGAAAAUCCGACAGAGAAUGAUCUGGAAAGAGAGGAGCAAAAGAGAAUUGUCAUCGACGUGCGUGAAGAGCAUGAGUACGAGCUCGGCACGAAGGUGGCCGGCAGCAUUAACAUGCCGAUAUCACGCAUACUGAGACUCGGUGGUGGUGCUUUUGACGAGCUCGGCCUUGGGGCUGACGCGGAGAGAAGAGGGCCGAUGGGCAACGAGUCGCAUGUUCGGACGACGCCCCCGAAGGCCAUCAACGGUCACGACGAUGGGCCUGGGCGGGUCGACUCUUCCCAUAGCGGAAUGAACACGCCGUUGCUGGCGAAUGGAUUGGACGGACACCGAGAAACUCAGAGUCACGGGCCGCCGCCUGCGGUGUAUUUCGUCUGCGAACGGGGGAAUGACAGCCAAAUCGCUGCUCAGAAGCUCAUGGACCAGCUUGCAGGCGACAGCGCAGCCAGCCAGCGAUGGGGAUGGGUAGGCGACGUGAAGGGCGGAUUUGUCGCGAUAAAGAAGUGGUCGCAAUCGAGUUCGCCAUCGAGUUGA